UUCUGAGCGGAAAGCACGUUUUGCUCUCCCCAAAAAUCACGCGAUCGCGGAACUGCCGGUGAUUAUGAAAACUGUAGAGGCGUUGCGGUGAUGCCAUAAAGUGCGCGAGUGAACUUUUCGCACGUGAUUAAUGACGUUUUAAAUUAAAGUGUCUUAAAUUAGAAUUUUGUCACAUUUGAUAAUGUAAGGUUGGUAGGAUUUAAAUAUGGAACUUUAGUUUUAUGCCCAAGUGUUCCAAAUUUAAAUAUUUUCAAGUGCGUUCGAAUUAUGAAACUUCGUAAAAUGAAUAGUCUAACUAAAGUGAAGUGAGCUAGUGAUGGUGAGUGACACAGCAUGACCACAUGGAUGGCGCUGUUCGGGCUUGUGUGGCUUCUGCGUGUGCGCGGCUCCCUUUGCGGAUGUUCCGCGUGCAAACGGGCCAGGCUCGAUCUACCGGAAGAAAGCCCACGCGCCAGCCCUGAAGACCGUGCGCCUUUUGACGUCAUCGCCCUACAACACUACACUCGUGACGUCACAGUUCAAACGGAUUUUGAGGAUGACGAAGUCGAGGACCUCGAUAAGAUCGAGUUACAAAUUACUGAAGAAUCGAAUGCGAGCAACUUUGAGGGCGGUCGUGAACAAACGCAGAGCCCAGAAGGCGGACACCACGUCACAGGAAACAGUCAGUUUUCACAAGACUCUGACGAUAUUUGGGAGACCAAUGAGGUGACAUUAGAGCGUGGGGUGUCAGGACUAGGUCUUAGUAUAGCAAGUGGUGAGAGCGAGGGCGACGUUAGCAUAACACGGAUCGCACCCGUGGGCGCUGCAAAGAAUGAUGGACGUUUGCAAAUUGGAGACAUCUUAUUGCAGGUCAACGAUGUCUCUGUCGAGAAUGCACCACACUCGGUAGCGGUAGACGUUUUACAAAAUGCAGGAAACAUUGUGAGACUAAGAGUUCGAAGAGCUCGCCGACCAAGGGUGGUGACACUGUAUAGAGGCGUGCGCGGUUUGGGUCUGGGUAUAGCGGGCGGAGCGGACGAUGCCGCGGGUGGCGGUGGCGUUUUUAUAUCGCACAUCGCUGCAGGUGGCGCUGCCCAUCACGACGGCAGACUGAAACUGGGAGAUAAAAUACUGGCUGUCAGGGAUGAGGAUGGUAUAGAAACAUCUUUAAUCGGAGCAACCCACGCAAAAGCAGUAGCAGCUUUAAGGAGAACGGGUGAACACGUGACCCUAGUGGUUUUACCCGCUACAAUACCACCCGUAAUGAGAACCGCUCCGCUUUACUCAACACGAACACAAGCAACGUCGUGUUCCACGCUCCACGAGCUUUCGGAAGAGGAUCCAAAUAAAAUACCAAGAUGCGUUCGAAUGGUUCGGCUCGUCCGGUCUGGAUCACGUUUAGGAAUGGAUAUAGUAGGUGGUUUAGGUGAUGCUGAACGGGGAAGUGAUGAUGACCCUUGUGGGGUCUUCGUAUCUGGAGUGGCUAUGGGAGGAGCUGCCCAUGGAAUGUUGCAUAAGGGAGACAGGAUAUUGAGCGUUGACGGACGGGACCUAACACGAGCCACGCAUGAACAAGCUGCUGCGGCUUUAAAGUACUCGGGUGGUGCUGUUACCGUAGCAGCUCAAUACCAGCCAGAGCAGUACGAAAGGCUGCGUGCACGCAUCCGAGCGAUCAACGCUUCUGUAUCGCCGCACGCACACCGCGUUCAUGUUCCUGUACAACCUGACUUGCAUACUAUUUAUCCUAGGUAACAAAAGACUGUCUUUGGAAUGGAACAGAAACGAUUAAUGACUGAAGACAAUUAACUCUUAAGUGGUUGGGAUUAUGAGACAUUAUGAUGUAUACAUGAUAAUUUAGUAAAACCUAGAUAUGAUAGUAAAAUGUUUAUUUUAUGCAUUGAUAUACAAAAAACUCAAGAUGCACAGUCUCGAAUAAAAGUAACGCUCGAAAGUGUCCCGAAACACUAU
Molecule: messenger RNA, 1947 nt
Organism: Pieris napi
Lineage: Eukaryota; Metazoa; Arthropoda; Insecta; Lepidoptera; Pieridae
Product: disks large homolog 2-like
Exons: 11
Coding region: 334-1731 (465 amino acids)
Molecular function (GO): protein binding
Source: RefSeq, a predicted model, not a curated record